Acanthisitta chloris (rifleman) is the source of this 1065-nucleotide messenger RNA. It is a transcript of the gene IGF1, whose product is annotated as insulin-like growth factor 1 (somatomedin C). Gene Ontology annotation, cellular component: extracellular region. Lineage: Eukaryota; Metazoa; Chordata; Aves; Passeriformes; Acanthisittidae. The transcript has 4 exons. Gene Ontology annotation, molecular function: growth factor activity; hormone activity. The record is from RefSeq and is a predicted model, not a curated record. Bases 247 to 708 code for a protein of 153 amino acids.
GCUGUUUCCUGUCUACAGUGUCUGUGUAAUGUAGAUAAAUGUGAGGAUUUUCUCUAAAUCCCUCUUCUGUUUGCUAAAUCUCACUGUCACUGCUAAAAUCAGAGCAGAUAGAGCCUGCGCAAUGGAAUAAAGUCCUCAAUAUUGAAAUGUGACAUUGCUCUCAACAUCUCACAUCUCUCUGGAUUUCUUUUUUCUCAUCAUUACUGCUAACAAAUUCAUUUCCAGACUUUGCACUUUUAAGAAGCAAUGGAAAAAAUCAACAGUCUUUCAACACAAUUAGUUAAGUGCUGCUUGUGUGAUUUCUUGAAGGUAAAGAUGCACACUGUGUCCUACAUCCAUUUCUUCUACCUUGGCCUGUGUUUGCUCACCUUAACCAGUUCUGCUGCUGCUGGCCCAGAAACACUCUGUGGUGCUGAGCUGGUUGAUGCUCUUCAGUUCGUCUGUGGAGACAGAGGCUUUUACUUCAGUAAGCCCACAGGGUAUGGAUCCAGCAGUAGACGCUUACACCACAAGGGAAUAGUGGAUGAAUGCUGCUUCCAGAGUUGUGACCUGAGGAGGCUGGAGAUGUAUUGUGCUCCAAUCAAGCCACCAAAAUCAGCACGGUCUGUACGUGCUCAGCGCCACACUGAUAUGCCAAAAGCACAAAAGGAAGUGCAUUUGAAGAAUACAAGUAGAGGGAACACAGGAAGCAGAAACUACAGAAUGUAAGAACAUGCCAUCCACAAGAAUGAAGAAUGAAUGUGCCAUCUGCAGGAUACUUUGCUGUAAAUAAAUUAUUUGUUAAACAUUGGAAGACUUACAAAAAAAACAGUGGUUUAAAAAGCUUGAUGCAAUCUCAACCAAUGGGCAUUCUCCCAGUGAACAAUGCAACUAAACAUUCCAAUAUUAAGUCUUUAGAGAACAUUUUAACCAGCCCAGAGCUAAAAAUUCUGUGGUUGAUAGAUUACUGUUUGUUAACCUGUUUUAAAUGUCCUGCAUAAAAAUCUCUAAAAGUCCUGUGCCCCUCAAAAGCCUACAAAUUUAUGGGCCUUUGAUGGAUCUGAUUGCACUAAAUUAACCUAUGAA